AUGGCGGAAAAGACAGCCGCUCCUGAACUUCCCUACAAGACCUAUCUGGAGCUGAUUGCUGCGCUGAACUUCUCUCAGCUGCUGAAACAACAGCAGCAGCAACAACAGCAGAAAUUGAGCAGUUCCUUCCUGGGGAGUGACACUAGCCCGUCAGCUUCAGCUGCCUUGAGCAAGUUUUUCUCCGCUCAAAGUGGCAAUGUUCAGCAGCAGCAGCAGCCGCCGCCGCCCCAGCAACCGGAAAGUCUGUUCACCUUUCCGGUGGAAAACAACAGCAACCAGCACUCUUCAUCUCCACCGCUGGGGGUGAUGAGCAGUUGCUCCAGCAGCAAUUCAGCGGCCAUGAUCACUGAACAGUCUGAACUUCUACAGCAGCAACAGCAGCAGCAGCAAAACCAGCGCCUCUGCGAUGCCAUCGAUCUCUCUCGACGACUUUCACCUACGCUGCAGUCUGCAGCAGGCAAAUUGGAAACCUCCUCCUCGCCUGUUGGGGGAGAUUCCUUGUCGCCCCUCUUCUUCAAUCGACUGACCACAGCUGCAGCUGCUGCAGCUGCCGCCGCCGCCGCUGCUGCUGGUCAUGGCUUUUCAACAGCCACAACCGCUGCCACAACUUCUCCAAACGUUCUGACCACGGCGGAAGUGGCCACGGCGGCCGCCCAGCUGGCCAGCGCCUACGCUUCAGUGGCCAGUCAGCAGCAGCAGACAUUGACUUCAUCUGGCGGAUCCUCUUCAUCUUCUUCUGCUUCCGGUAAUGGAGGAGCAGGUCACCAGAAACCGCCCUUCUCCUACAUUGCCCUGAUCACCAUGGCCAUUCGCUCGGCACCUGAUCAGAAGAUCACCCUGAAUGGCAUUUACAAGUACAUCAUGGACCACUUCCCCUACUACCACGACAACAAGCAGGGCUGGCAGAAUAGCAUCCGCCACAACCUCUCCCUGAACGACUGCUUCAUCAAGGUGAACCGGGAGAAGGGCAAACCGGGCAAGGGCAACUUCUGGACGCUCGAUCCCAAGUUCGAGAACAUGUUCGAGAAUGGCAACUUCCGCCGGCGCAAGCGUCGCAACAUUCGCCAGUCGCAGGUGAACAGCGCCUACAAGCGAGCCUCAGUGCCCACGCUGCACCACCACACUAGUCUACACAGCAAUAGUCACAGCAAUGGUCACCUUCUUCCCUAUGAUAUCAACUCAGUGAUGUCUCUAUCAAAACCGCCAAAUCACUUUUGCCUGCCAUUCAAUCAAGGAGGCCACUUUGUUGAUGAGAAGCAGAGCCCCUUUUCGCUCUUUAAACCGCAGUUUAGUCCGCCACCGCCUUCGCUGACACUGCUGAGCAAGUCGGGCGAGCUGAGCAACCUGUCAACGAAAAGUCUCGAUCUGUCCAGCAACAGCUCCUCGGUGGACUCCUCCUCAGGGGGUGAUCUGGAGCAACCGUCCUUAAUGGGCACAAAUAACAAUGGCAACGGU
Molecule: messenger RNA, 1455 nt
Organism: Rhagoletis zephyria (snowberry fruit fly)
Lineage: Eukaryota; Metazoa; Arthropoda; Insecta; Diptera; Tephritidae
Source: RefSeq, a predicted model, not a curated record